This is a messenger RNA of Eutrema salsugineum, 2525 nucleotides long. Its product is annotated as 9-cis-epoxycarotenoid dioxygenase NCED3, chloroplastic. Gene Ontology annotation, biological process: carotene catabolic process. The record is from RefSeq and is a predicted model, not a curated record. Gene Ontology annotation, cellular component: chloroplast stroma. The transcript has a single exon. Gene Ontology annotation, molecular function: carotenoid dioxygenase activity. The coding region runs from base 365 to 2170 and encodes 601 amino acids. NCBI's taxonomy places the organism in Eukaryota, Viridiplantae, Streptophyta, Magnoliopsida, Brassicales, Brassicaceae.
UUGAAGGGGAUGCAUUUGUCUAAGUGUGAAAGGUCUCAACUUUGAACCAUAACAUAUUACUCUGUUUUUUCUGUUUGUUCCCAAAGUACCCUUUUUCCCUUCAUACCCACUCACUCCAUUCCUCUCUCUGUCACUGAUUCAACACGUGGCCACCCAUAUGGGACCCACCAUUUCCCUUACCCACCUCCCGGUUUAUAUAAACCCUUAACACUUCCUCGCUCCUAAACCAACUCUCCCUUCUCUCUUCUCCUCUCUUUCUCCACUUCUACAAAAACAAAAAAAAAGCAAAAAACAGAGCCUUAACAAAUCGGAAAAUUGAACUCUCACUUUAAGCACCAAAUACUGAUUGCGCAAACUUAAAAAAAUGGCUUCUUUCACGGCAACGGCGUCGGUCUCUCGGAGAUGGGUCGGUGGCAAUCAUACUCAGCCGCCAUUAUCGUCUUCUCAAAGCUCCGACUUGAGUUAUUGUUGCUCCAUACCCAUGAAUAGUGGUGUCCAAAAAAAGCUCACUGUUUCUUCUGCUCUUCACACUCCUCCCGCUCUCCAUUUCCCCAAGCAAUCCUCCACCUCUCCUGCCAUUGUUGUUAAUCCCAGAGCCAAAGAAUCCGACACUAAACAGAUGAAUUUCUUCCAGAGAGCGGCGGCGGCUGCUUUGGACGCGGCGGAGAAUUUCCUCGUCAGCCACGAGCGACAACAUCCGCUACCUAAAACCGCCGAUCCUAGUGUUCAGAUCGCCGGAAAUUUCGCUCCGGUGAAUGAACAGCCCGUCCGGCGUAAUCUUCCGGUGGUCGGAAUAAUACCCGAUUCCAUCAAAGGUGUGUAUGUGCGCAACGGAGCUAAUCCGCUUCAUGAACCGGUGACUGGUCACCACUUCUUCGACGGAGACGGUAUGGUUCACGCCGUCAAAUUCGAAGACGGUUCAGCUAGCUACGCUUGCCGGUUUACUCAGACAAAUCGGUUUAUCCAGGAGCGUCAAUUGGGCCGACCGGUUUUCCCCAAGGCCAUCGGCGAGCUUCACGGUCACACCGGAAUUGCUCGACUCAUGUUAUUCUACGCCAGAGCUGCAGCCGGUAUAGUCGACCCGGCACAUGGAACCGGAGUAGCUAACGCCGGUUUGGUUUAUUUCAACGGCCGUUUAUUGGCGAUGUCGGAGGACGAUUUGCCUUACCAAGUGCAGAUCACUCAAGGUGGAGAUUUGAAAACCGUUGGCCGGUACGAUUUUGACGGGCAAUUGGAAUCCACAAUGAUCGCCCACCCGAAAGUCGACCCGGAAUCCGGCGAGCUUUUCGCUUUAAGCUACGACGUCGUUUCGAAACCUUACCUGAAGUACUUCCGAUUCUCACCGGACGGAACGAAAUCGCCGGACGUCGAGAUCCAGCUCGAUCAGCCGACGAUGAUGCACGAUUUCGCGAUCACGGAGAAAUUCGUGGUGAUACCGGACCAGCAAGUCGUUUUCAAGCUGCCGGAGAUGAUCCGCGGUGGCUCUCCGGUGGUUUACGACGAGAACAAGGUUGCGAGAUUCGGGAUUCUAGACAAAUACGCCGAGGAUUCGUCGAAAAUCAGGUGGAUUGAUGCUCCGGAUUGCUUCUGCUUCCAUCUCUGGAACGCUUGGGAGGAGCCGGAAACAGAGGAAAUCGUCGUGAUCGGGUCGUGUAUGACUCCACCGGACUCAAUUUUCAACGAGUACGACGAGAAUCUCAAGAGUGUCCUCUCUGAAAUUCGCCUGAAUCUCAAAACCGGAGAAUCCACUCGCCGUCCGAUCAUCUCCGACGGAGAACAACAAGUCAACCUCGAAGCAGGGAUGGUCAACAGAAACAUGCUCGGCCGCAAAACGAAAUUCGCUUACCUCGCUUUGGCCGAGCCCUGGCCUAAAGUCUCCGGGUUCGCUAAAGUUGAUCUCGCCACCGGAGAAGUCAAGAAACAUCUCUAUGGGGAUAACCGUUACGGUGGAGAACCUCUGUUUCUUCCCGGUGACGAGAAAAACAACGGAGGAGAAGACGACGGACACAUCCUCUGUUUCGUUCACGACGAGAAGACGUGGAAAUCGGAGUUACAGAUAGUUAACGCCGUUACUUUGGAGGUUGAAGCAACGGUUAAACUUCCGUCAAGAGUUCCGUAUGGAUUUCACGGCACAUUCAUCGGAGCCAAUGACUUGGCGCAGCAGGUGUGAAGAUUAUGUGUAUAUACACAUUCCUAUACAUAUAUAUAUAUACGUGAUGAUGAAGAAGCUUCUAGAAGAAAAAGAGAGAGGGAUUUACCAGUGGGAUGCUCUGCAUAUACGUCCCCGGAAUCUGCUCCUCUUGUGUUUUCUUUUUUUGAUUUUGCUCUGUUUCUCUGUAUUUUUUUUUCCUCUUGGGGUGCGGUUUGCUAGUUCCCUGUUUUUUGGGGUCAAUCUAGAAAUCUGAAAGAUUUUGAGGGACCAGCUUGUAGCUUUUGGGCUGUAGGGUAGCCUAGCCGUUCGAGCUCAGCUGGUUUCUGUUAUUCUUUCACUUAUUUGUUCAUAAUGAGAAGUAUAUAUAAAUAUA